GAGGUAGCUCAUUGUAUGCGCAACGUUACACAAGUAUCACGCGCAAACCUGAACACAACUUUUUUGCCGAUACAACAUUGCGAUCAGUGAAUAGUGAAAUACAGCGGUAUAGAAUAAAAACAAUUUGGUUUCGCACAAAAUAUCCCGGUGUCGUGAUUUUAUUUUAAACAGCGUUUUACAUACAAACUACAGCCAGAAUGAAAACUGUAAUUUUGGGACUCUGCUUAUUUGGAGCUCUUUUCUGGAGCACCCAAUCCAUGCCUGUUGGGGAAGUACCACAAGCAGUACCAUCUGAAGUUUCACCUCAGAAGCAGAUAGAUAGCAAACAAGAAAGCAAUUUAGCUUCUGCAGUAAGUGGUGUUAAGCCCGAAAGCGAUGCUAAGCCUGAAGCUGAAGUCAAGCCUUCCACUAGUGACGUUAAGUCAGAAAGCGAAUCAAAACCUUCAGUUGAACAGAAACCCGAGAACGACCCAAAAUCGGAAGUGGUCAGUGUACCAAAACCCGAAAGCGAGUCAAAACCUGCAGCUGUUGUUGAAGCCAAACCCGAAAAUGAUGCUGUAGCACCAACAAACGAUGACGAAAAGAAAAUCGAAAAUACCGUGCCACAAGUUACUGAAAAUGUACCAGCAACUGAUGCUAAGGCCGAAACUGAGUUGCUUGCUGAAGCUAAACCAGAAGCCAAACCUUCCGGUGAUUUAAAAGCUGAACCAGAGGCAGUUAAGCCUAGUAGCGAACCACCUGUAGCUUUACCACUCAACCCAACUGAAUCUCAAGACUCUAAGGCAACACAACAAUCCAUUGAAACCAAUCAAGUGGAACAAUCAGCACCAAUUCAAGCUGACCCAGCUGCUGCUCCAACUACUGUCCCAGCUUCUGCUCCAGCAACAAGCGAAGAAGUCAAACCUUCUGAAUCUGUUCCACAGACCGAGAACAAAGCUGCUGCGGAACCAGCUAAAGCCGCUGAACCUGCAAAGCUUAUUGAAAACCCAAUUCCAGCUGCUAGUGAAGUAUCUGAGACUAAAGUAUCUCCCGCAGUGCCAGUGGCCGAUCCAGUAGCUACACAUGAAACCGAAAAGGUUAAUGAACCCGCCAAAGAUGCUUACACCGCAGAACCAACUGCUCAAUCAGAAAUCAAGCCAGUUGACGAUAGCCAAAAAUCAGCUGCUGUGGUAUCGGAAGAAAACUCAAAACCAGUAGAACAAGAAAAACCAGCUGAAGAAGCAAAACCUGCAGAACAGAUAAAAUCUGAAACUCCAGCUGAAGCACCAAAGCCAUCAGAACAAAGUUCGGCGGAAGAGCCAACAAAACAAGAACCCGCCAAAGACGAAAAGAAAGAACACUCCGUAAACAAACGAGACGCUGUCAAAGAAAGAAAACAUCCCGACUCCAUUAUGAAGAAAAUGAAAACACAAAAGAAAUCCACCUAGGUAAUCAAAAUGACAAGACUGAAUAGCAAUGUAAACCAAUCAACCAUCAAAAGGACCACAAUAACGUCCAACACAAACAAACAAUAACAUUUGUCAUACAAAUUAAAUACACAAAAUCAUGUACCUAUAAUCUAUAAUUUCAUUCCCAAAAAUCAUGAACCAAUACAGUUCAUUUAUAAUUAAACUUAAUUUAAAAAAAAAA
Sipha flava (yellow sugarcane aphid) is the source of this 1629-nucleotide messenger RNA. Its product is annotated as protein bangles and beads-like. The record is from RefSeq and is a predicted model, not a curated record. NCBI's taxonomy places the organism in Eukaryota, Metazoa, Arthropoda, Insecta, Hemiptera, Aphididae. The coding region runs from base 198 to 1427 and encodes 409 amino acids. The transcript is spliced from 2 exons.